Messenger RNA from Triticum urartu, 524 nucleotides. Its product is annotated as malonyl-coenzyme A:anthocyanin 3-O-glucoside-6''-O-malonyltransferase. The record is from RefSeq and is a predicted model, not a curated record. Lineage: Eukaryota; Viridiplantae; Streptophyta; Magnoliopsida; Poales; Poaceae.
CCACGCCCGCAUCAACCACUCAUGCUGGCCAAGUGGCCAUGUAGGUGCCUGACUGCCUGUACCUUCGCAUUGAAUGGAUUAGGAGAGAUCGUGCACCAAGCAGGCAGUGCUCCAGUCCCCAGCAUCACACUCCUCGCAGACCUGCUAGUGCUCGCCCGAUGGCUCGCGUCCUGCGCACCUCCCUCGUCGCGCCCUCGCCGGCCGGCGCCGCGCUCCCCGAGCGCUCUCUGCCGCUCACCUACCUGGACGCGCUGUGGCUCCACGCCACGCCCGUCGAGCGCGUCUUCUUCUACCCCGACGCCACCAGCGACGUCCUCUCCAACCUCACGGACUCCCUGUCCAAUGCGCUCGCCGCAUUUUACCCUCUUGCCGGCCGCCUCCGCCUCACCCCCGGCGCGCACAACCGCUACGAGCUCCACUACCAGCCGGGCGACGGCGUCACCUUCACCGUCGCCGAGUACCACCACCUCGGCUUCGGCGAGCUUGCCACGGACGACCCUACGGAGGUUGCCAAGAUCGGGCCG